UGUGAACAGUCUGCUACCAGUAAAAUCGGAGCUUUCAUUGACAAAGCCAAGUCGAAAGGCAAAAAGUUGGUAGCUCGAACUAAGGAACACUCAAAAUCUCCCGCAAACAUGAUACAGGGUUUGGAGGAGCCGACGAUGAUGUCUUCAUUGGGGCAGCGAUUCCGAAAUAUGCCAUUCUUUAAAUAUCGUAUGAUAUUGCUCGGUAUGCUGCUCUCCGUCACGUUUGUUUGUCCUGGUUUUUUCACCGGUCUGUGUUGGGGUCUAUAUUUGUCAUUCAUUGGUUUCCUGUACUUAUUUGUUUCUGAACCACGUCCAGAGAACAUCGCCAAGGAAAAUGGAAUUUUUGAGCAAGCACGGGAAGCAGACGAGUGUGAAGGAGAUGCGCUUGGGAUACACGAUGGCGUUGUAUAUAGGGGAUGGAUGAAUGAAUUAAAAGGCAAGUAUUCUCCUGCAACUUACCAUGUCAAUAAUGCACAGUCUGUGCUUGUUCGACUGGAGGGCACUACCUUACGAAUUUCUCGUCCGGCAAAAGCAGUGCUUAAGCAUGCUUUUCAUGAAGAUCCUACGCUAACCCAGCCACAACCUACGAUGGUUUCACAGACAAUGUACAGCCUUGAGGGAGCUUACGUAUCGCUUCGCCCAAAGCGUUUGGCCCAGCGACGAUGGUGGAGCCGAAAGUAUCCUAUCCACAUUAAGUUUGCUCGGAAACCAUCAGAUGUUAUGAACCUCUCAAAACCGCUAUCACGUUCUGUGUCAAUGCACCCAGUGGAGACUGCUCCUGAUCAUUUGCCAUUUUUGGAGGGUGAACGUUCCUCGUAUGACGAGGGCUAUACUGCUGAAACCGAUUCAAGCGACGAAAGCGAUACAGAUCAUUCGCGUGGUGUAGGCCGCGCCUCCUCCUUCAACCAUGUACCGGAUUUUUUGAGCAUUUCUGAGGGAACUCAUCGGCCAGGAAAAGAAAGAUCAAUAUAUCUUUUCGUGAGAGCUGCUCGAGAAAAGGAGCGAUGGUUUCACUUACUUCGUGAAGCAUGUGCACAGUCAGCGACUUUCCGAAGACCUUUAGCAAAGAGGAGCAAUAGCGUGGUACAACGGAAAACAUGUAGUUCAAUAUCUACAAAAGGAUUCACAAACAGUUUGCUGAGUAAGUCUGGUGUUCUCUCUAGGUUCCGGUUUAGGAAUAAGUUAUUUUUUGAUUCUAGACAAAUUUCCAUAAUGCUUGGCUAUGGAGUGAUUCCGCCUGAGCGAGGAUCUACUGUAUCCCUUGACCUUGGCACGGUGAAGUGGAGACCUGGUUGUCCUGAAGAAAACACGGACUUGGUGGAAUCCAUCAACUCAGUUGCAACUAGAAUCUUUUUUGACUUCUGUCGUGACGAAUUCUGGGCUAAUCAAGUGAAGCACAAAAUCCAAAGCAAGUUGGCUACGAUUCAUUUGCCGUACUUCAUUGAAACUUUGGAGCUUUCAUCGCUGAGCCUCGGGAGAACUGCUCCACGAAUCGUUGGUGUCUAUACUCCGAAAUUAAAUGAAUGGGGGAUCUGGGUAGACUUGGAGAUGAAGUAUGGAGGUGGUAUUCGCUUGGUUCUUCAAACUAGUGUGAAUCUUCUGAAACUCCAUCAAGGAUCCACAAAAGUGGAAACCGAACGGAAGCUUUCUCGUUUGAGCAAUGCUAUGGCGUACCCAACGUCGCAUUACUCAGAUGAGGAUUUGCCUGAGAGUCCGGAAAGUAGCCCCGAUGAGGACUUCGGCGCCAAAAACAACCUCGACGGUACUAAAGAACGCACGGGAAAGAAAAUCAUUACUCUGGUAGAACGAGCUGCACAGAGCAGUUUCUUCCAGAAAGCUGCCAAAUUCCCGAAGGUAGCCAAAUUAAUCGAAGACGUUUCUUCCACUCCCCUCAUCCUGAAUGUUGAAGUGGAAAUGCUUGAAGGCCCAAUCACCAUCAACAUUCCACCACCUCCAUCUGAUCGGCUGUGGUACGCAUUUCGGCGACCACCCAUUGCUUCUAUUCGAGCCGUUCCUCAAGUUGGUGAUCGAUCUGUCGACAUGUCGACCGUAUCAGAUUGGAUCGAGUCGAAGCUUCGACUACUUAUCGAAAAGAAUCUUGUAUGCCCCAACAUGGACGACAUUAUACUGCCUGUUAUGUCAGGGAAUGAUCUUUUACGUAAAGGCGCGUACAACUUUUAA
Molecule: messenger RNA, 2181 nt
Organism: Haemonchus placei
Lineage: Eukaryota; Metazoa; Nematoda; Chromadorea; Rhabditida; Trichostrongylidae
Source: the annotation of a GenBank genome assembly